CAGUAAUUCGUUUCGCAGCUAUAACCCGCGAGUCCAAAACGAUGGAUGUGUACACGGGGUGGUGAAGGCCUAUUAAGCAACUGGCAUCGUUCAUACUCGCUAGUGAGGAAUAGAAUUAUAUUCGUCAGACAAACUAAUGGAUUCACGAGAAACGCCUUGGGGAUGGGUGGUCGUUGUGGCUUCAUUCUUCGUCCAUAUUUUCACGUUACGGGAUUUGCUGGUCAGCUGCAUUUUCAACUUGAUAUUCCUGGAAGCCUUUGAGGCGCCCGAAAGCUGUGACGUCAUGGGCUGGAGCUCUCUCCAUGGGCAACCAUGUAUGCGGCAGGUCCCCUGGCUAGUGUACUGACGAACAAGUAUGACUGUCGCAGAGUCACGAUUUUUGGCGGCCUAGUAAUGGCUCUCGGCCUUGGCAUCACUUUCUUCGCCAGCAGUAUUUAUUUUAUAAUGGUAUCGUUUGGGAUUUUAACAGGGUUUGGCGCCGGAUUAUGCUAUAUUCCUGCCGUUGCAAUAGUCAGCUAUUAUUUCGACCGAAGGAGAUCAUUUGCUAUUGGACUAGCCGUUUCAGGGAUCGGUUUAGGAUCGUUCGGAUUUCCUCCUCUGAUCCGGUUUUUAUAUCACGAGUAUGGUUGGCAAGGCUCGUUUCUGGUUUUGGCCGCACUCAUUUUGAAUAUCUGUGUAUGUGGCGCCCUCAUGCGGCCGGUGAGAGUAAAGGAAAUAGACGAUGCGGAAAAAUUCAAAUUAAUGGACUUGAGUGUGUUUAGGAACUACGGAUUCAUCCUUCUUUGUGUGAACAACGUACUAGUUUGCUUUGGGCUGUCGGUGGUGUACAUUCACUUGGCGGCGUACUCGGAGUCUAAAGGAACGGAUCCGGAAAGGAGCUCAUUACUGAUGUCUGCCAUUGGAAUUUCAAAUUUGGUGGGUCGUGUAGUGUUUGGUUCUCUGGGCCAAUUUCGAAGGCUUGACGUCAGCGUUAUGUACGGCGUGGCUUUUGCCCUGUCAGGCCUAGCCAUUAUUCUCAUGCCCGCUCUCCAUGGAUACGUUCUCCGGAUGGUGCUCGGAUCACUGUUCGGAAUGCUCUCGGGUUGUUUCGGAACUCUGCUCGUGCCCAUUCUCGCUGCAUUAGUCGGCCUCCAUAGAUUCUCAAAUGCUUAUGGACUUCUUCUAAUCUUUGAAGGACUGGGUGCUUUGUCAGGGGCUCCAUUUGCAGGCUGGUUGUUUGAUAUGGCUGAGCAGUAUGACGUCUCCCUGUUUGUCGGUGGAGGAUUCAUCGCUCUGAGCUCAACUUUUAUGGUCGGGCCCUUCAUUAAAAUCCGGUCUGACGCUAAAAAUGAUGUCAUGGAAUUACAAGUGGACGAUUUACAAGUGAUAGAGGAAAAAGGAAAAUUGGACGGAUCUAUCACCACCUGACAUCGGUUACCAUAGAAACGAACAGCUGUUUGCCAAAACUGUAGAAAAUUUACAUGGUUUGAAAAAAGCUGAAACGAAACUGUAAUAUAGAUAUAUUUUUCUAAGAUAUUGGGUGUAACGGAACAUGAUGUUUUACAGCUGAUACAGCUGAUACUGUAUUUGUUAAUGUUAAUAGAUUAAUAUAAUAUAUUGAUAGAUUUGACAAGAUUUGGAUAUCAGGGUUUUACACUAAAUAUAUACGCAAUUAGACGGCAUUUACAUAUUGAGUAGCAGAUGAGUUGUAGAAAAAUACCGCCUUAUUUCUGAGCGGAAAUCAAUGUAAGUGAACUUUGCCGUGACAGUAUCACUGCUUGUCUUGUUAACAUGCGGUUUGCUAUCACCCUCCUUUCUCGCGGUCACUCAGACCCGGCUCGUAAGAAUUACGACCCGGACUAGCACGGGACGACAAUUCGAAUUAUAACCAAGUUUAGCGCCCGGGGCGUAAUAAUUACGCGCAUGCGUAGUGUACGGGGCGAGACAUUAGCAUCCACGCAAAGAAUAUAUUGAACGGAUUAAACUACUAUCUGUGUAGACUACUCAACAUCCAUCCUUUGAAUUCGUAAUACAUUACCUCGAUUUACGUUAGCAUCAAAGGUUGAUGUGGAUAGCAUGGUGCGCAAUGAUAUUUUCCAGUACAACUACAACAGGCUGUAUGUUAGUUUCAGCAAGGCAGAAAUUAUUUUAAAUUAACAUCCACAAAGGAAACUAAUGUGAAAACCAUUUCUAUCUAUAUAUAAACUUAUCUAGAAAUAAUUUCAGGUCUGCUUCUUGAAUAGGCCGGAAUCCUUGGCCACGGAGGCCAUUUUCAGUUGGUUAUCAACACAGCUUGUCCUGCCGUUGUGGUCAUGUAACUCGAACAAUACGAACUCCGAGCCGAGCGAUCUCGGUCGCGUUCUUCUUCAGUGAGCUCGUUGAUAUCGAACCAAUAAUGUAAAAACAGUUGAUAUAGUGCAUUAUCAUUUUUGAGUAGUUUGAGACGCGAUUUAUUUAGUAAGUGUUCUUGAUGGGUGUCCAUGUAGUAGUUUAUGAUGAACGUGUAUGUUACAUGGUUCAGUUUACCCGCCCCUUGUAGCCGACUCCUGGGUAAUCCCGUCUAUAUGUUUAGCGGGUCUGUCAUUCUGGCCUCAUUCUGGGUCCAUACUAAUUUAUCAAGGUGCUUGAUAAAUCUUAAUCUUGAGAACAAUCUAAACGUUGGAACGUCUUAUAUAUGGGUGGCCAAAAUUAAGUUCUUUCCAAGCGUAGAUCAGGUCGUGUCAUGUAUGUGUAUAUGAGAUUAAUAUAGGCAAGUUUGUCUAUAUUCCUCUAAUAGGUAACAUACAGUUAGGCCCUAUUAACCAUGGUUAACAGCGUAUGAGUGUAGUACAUCUUUAUUAAGGUAUACCAAUAUGCACAUAAUGUACACCUAUUCG
Molecule: messenger RNA, 2855 nt
Organism: Liolophura sinensis
Lineage: Eukaryota; Metazoa; Mollusca; Polyplacophora; Chitonida; Chitonidae
Product: monocarboxylate transporter 12-like
Exons: 6
Coding region: 313-1407 (364 amino acids)
Biological process (GO): transmembrane transport; monocarboxylic acid transport
Molecular function (GO): monocarboxylic acid transmembrane transporter activity
Source: RefSeq, a predicted model, not a curated record